Molecule: messenger RNA, 2464 nt
Organism: Odobenus rosmarus divergens (Pacific walrus)
Lineage: Eukaryota; Metazoa; Chordata; Mammalia; Carnivora; Odobenidae
Product: KIAA1586 ortholog
Biological process (GO): protein sumoylation
Molecular function (GO): SUMO ligase activity
Source: RefSeq, a predicted model, not a curated record
GAAGGGAAGUCGUGGCGGCGGCGGAGGCGGCGGCAGCGGGGACAGCAGCGACGGCGGCGGCGGGGGCCGCAGGAGCCGUGGUGCUGUCAGUUAGGCCGUCGGAGAAAUGGGAGACCCGGCGUCGGAGAUAAUAGAGUCUGUCCCUCCAGCCGGGCCUGAGGCAUCUGAGGCAACAACGGAUGAAAACGAAGAUGACAUUCAGUUUGUCAGUGAAGGACCAUCAAAAAGUGUUCUUGAAUACUUUGAUUUGGUCUGUGGUGAUAAUGAAGAGCCUAGCACCUGUCAUAGUGAUAUUCUGUUCCCUAAAAUGCCAAAACGACAGGGAGAUUUUUUGCGUUUUUUAAAUGUGAAGAAGGUGAAAACAGACACAGAAAGUAAUAGCAAAAAUCGUUGUGGAUUGUCUAAGUCAAAGGAAUCAAAUUUCAAAUAUGUUGAACAGCCAAUCAUUGAAGAAAAUCCAUCAUGUUCAUCAAAGGAAGAAACAGAUAAUCUUGUGCUUCCAGAUUGUUGGAAUGAAAAACAAGCAUUUAUGUUUACAGAACAGUACAAAUGGCUUGAAAUAAAAGAAGGUAGAUUAGGAUGUAAGGAUUGUUCAACAGUUCGGCAUUUGGGAUCGAAAGCAGAAAAGCAUGUCCAUGUGUCCAAGGAAUGGAUUGCAUAUUUAGUAACCCCUAAUGGCAGUAAUAAAACUACUAGACAGGCUUCUCUGCGGAAAAAAAUUAGGGAACACGAUGUUUCUAAAGCCCAUGGUAAAAUUCAGGAUUUGUUAAAGGAAUCAGUUAAUGACUCAAUUUCUGAUUUAGUGCAUAAACAAAAUAAUAAAAAUAUUGAUGCCACAGUAAAAGUUUUCAAUACUGUUUACAGUUUAGUAAAACAUAAUAGACCUUUAUCUGAUAUUGAGGGGGCAAUAGAAUUACAAGAGAAAAAUGGAGAGGUCAACUGUUUAAAUACACGAUACAGUGCAACAAGAAUAGCAGAACAUAUUGCAAAAGAAAUGAAAAUGAAGAUAUUUAAGAAUAUUGUAGAAGAGAGUGCCAAAAUCUGCAUCAUAAUUGAUGAGGCAUCUACAGUUUCGAAGAAAAGCACUCUAGUGAUUUAUCUCCAGUGCACAGUUCAGUCGGCUCCUGCACCAGUUAUGUUAUUUGUUGCUUUAAAAGAAUUGGUGUCAACCUCAGCAGAGUGUAUUUUCAAUACAAUACUGAGUUCUUUAAAUGAUUGUGGCUUUACUAAUGAAUAUUUGAAAGCAAAUUUAAUUGCAUUUUGUUCUGAUGGUGCUAAUACAAUCCUGGGAAGAAAGUCUGGAGUAGCUACAAAGUUGUUAGAAAAUUUUCCCAGAAUCAUUAUUUGGAACUGUUUAAACUAUCGAUUGCAAUUGUCACUUGAUGAUUCAAUAUCUGAAAUAAAACAAGUUAAUCAUUUUAAACUAUUUCUUGAUAAAAUUUAUUCCAUUUAUCACCAGUCUAAUAAAAAUCAAAACAAGCUUUUAGAAACUGUAGCUAAAGAUCUUGAAAUUGAAAUUAUUAAAAUUGGACAGGUGAUGGGACCAAGAUGGGCGGCAUGUAGUUUACAAGCUGCUACUGCUGUAUGGCAUGCAUAUCCUGUAUUAUAUAUGCAUUUCUCUAAUUCUUACUCUGGUUUGGCAAAGAGAUUAGCUAACAUUCAUUUUUUGCAAGACCUUGCUUUAAUGAUUGACAUUCUUGAAGAAUUUUCACUACUUUCAACUGCAUUACAGUCCAGAUCAACUAACAUUCAGAAAGCACAAAAAUUGAUCAAACGUACCAUAAGAGCUUUGGAAAAUUUAAAAAUUGGUACUGGAAAGCAUGAGUCUCAAAUUGAAGGUUUGAUUAAGUCAGAUAAGUUUAAAGAUAUUCCAUUUAAUAAAAAUAAUAAAUACAAUGCUCUUCCUAGGAGUAUGUUAAUAGAAAAUAUAAUUGAACACAUGCAUUUACGUCUUGUAUCUGACAGAAACCAUGAUGAAAGUAUUUUUAAUUAUUUUGACUUGCUAGAACCUUCUACAUGGCCUUAUGAAGAAAUAACUUCACCAUGGAUAGCUGGUGAAAAAAAAUUAUUUCAUCUAUGUGAAAUUUUAAAGUACAAAAUUGAUUUGAAUGAUUUUCGGGAAUUUGUAAAUAAUAAUAUAAAAUCAAACAAUGUUUCGAUUCCUACAACUAUACAAAAAGCUAAAAAGAUAGUUAACACUAUUGCAAUCAAUAAUGCUGAAGCUGAAGGUUUCAAUUUAAUGAACAUAAUUUGUACAAGGGUGAGAAACAGUUUAACAAUAGAUCACAUAUCAGAUCUAAUGACAAUAAAUUUAUUAGGGAAGGAGUUAGCAGAUUGGGAUGCAACUCCGUUUGUAAAGUCCUGGUCAAAUUGUAACCAUAGGUUGGCUACAGAUACAAGAAUUAGGCAAAAAUCAACAAAAGCCUUCUAUGGGAAUCAGUUAGCUAUAUGGAAUUUACAAUAA